CAACAUAAUGGGUUAAACAAAAGCAUUAGAUGGCCACUAUUAAGGCCAUAGAAAGCCGCUCAAUACACCAGAUCCAGUCUGGACAAGUCAUUGUCGAUCUCUGCUCUGUCGUCAAGGAACUAGUGGAGAAUAGCCUCGACGCCGGAGCUUCAUCGAUCGAUGUGGGAUUCAAAGAUCACGGCCUCGAGACGAUCGAAGUGCAAGACAAUGGCAAGGGCAUCGCACCCCACGACUUUGACACAGUCGCGCUGAAGCACUAUACGUCUAAGCUGUCCAACUAUGAGGACCUCACUUCGCUUGACACCUUCGGCUUCCGUGGCGAGGCACUGUCUUCACUAUGCGCGCUGUCAAAGUUCCAUAUCGUCACGGCGCGUGCGGAAGACGGAGCAGUCGGCAAGCGACUCGACUUCGAGGUCUCGGGGAAGCUGCGGUCUGCAACCGUGACAGCUGCCCAGAAAGGUACCACAGUCUCCGUAGGCGAGCUCUUCUACAACCUCCCGGUCCGCCGCAAGGAGCUCGAGAAGAACAUCAAGCGCGAGUUUGGCAAGGUCGUCGCCUACUUACAUGCCUAUGCUUGUAUCAGCGUCGGUGUACGAUUCUCCGUCAGCAACCAGAUGCCCAAGGGAAAGAAAGUUGCCGUCUUCUCAACCAAAUCUAACACCACGACUAAGGAGAACAUUGUGAAUGUGUUUGGCACCAAGACCCUCGUCGCGCUGAUCAAGCUCGACUUGCAGCUCGAGAUGGAGCCAAGCGUAGGUCCUGGCACACAGAGCGCGCGUAAUUGGACCACGCAGGCUGCAAACUGCUCAACGACAGUGCUUGUACAGGGUCACAUCUCGAAACCGGUCUUUGGCGAGGGACGUCAGGCACCCGAUCGCCAAAUGUUCUUCGUCAACUCCCGACCUUGCCUGCUGCCGCAGGUCUCUAAGGCGAUCAACGAGGUUUACAAAUCCUACAAUGUAUCGCAGUCUCCGUUCAUCUUUGCGAAUCUGAUCGUAGAUACCAAUUCUUACGACGUCAAUGUCUCGCCUGACAAGCGGACAAUCAUGUUGCAUAACCAGACAGCAUUGCUGGAGAGCCUGAAGACCGCCUUGACUGAGCUCUUCGAUCAGACUGAUCACACAGUCCCGCAAUCCUCGCUACCAAACCGCAGAUUGCCAGCGUAUCAGACACUGAACGUUCCUCGACCACAUUCGACCGAACAGUCAGUCGAUGAUGAGGCCGAAUCAGACUCAGAUGAACGCAGAAGUAAGACCGAGCCAACCAACCCGACAGUAGUCGCGCAUCCCGUGCGAACGCCCAAAGAUGAAACAUCGCUUGACACACCAUCAAACUUGCUGCGGAACUGGCUAGGCCGCGAAGCGGACGACCGUCAUGAGAAAUCGUUUACGAUUGCCAAGCGCAAGACAAUGGACUUGCAGAAGGAGACGACAGAGCCUGUUAAUAUGUCGCAGGAGCACGAAACCAACCAUGUGGACUCCCUGCAUGCUAAGCAUAGUGCACAGUUUGAUGACCCAAACUUAGGAGCGGACAGGCUUCCCGCCUGUGACGCUAACAUUCCUUCAACGACAAACGCGAUCAAAUGUCAGUCACCGCACCGUUCCACGAUACAUAAUGCGGGUACAUGCCAAGUGGCUCCCGAUCCCAUGGGCACGCCAUAUGAUGACCUUUUCUCGCAGCGCCCUGCUCAUCUUACAGGGGAUCUGAGUCACACACAUGCUGAAGCAGCAGCAGUCGGGCUUGAAGCUCAAAGCGCUGCGGGCGAUGAUGGCAACCACCGGCACGAGUCAGACCAUCCGGAUACACUGUGUAAAGUCCUUAGCGUGCAGGCUCGAUCGGCUGACCAACAUGAAACCACGCCGCUUAGUGGUCAACUUGAAGAAGAGUCGUCCAUUUCAGCCAUUGCAACCGGCUCGCAGAAAGCGACAUCAGGCGCAGUGCAGAGCGCAUUCGAUCGGAUGCGCCCAAAGCGGACCCGAUUGCAAACGGCAGAGAUUACAAUUGGUGAUACAACAACCACCGCGAUCAUCGGCAGCAGUCCGCCAUACAAGAAGCGCCGAGUUUAUGCGCCCCAGAACUCUCAAUCGAUCGCAAAGUUCGGUGCAAGCCCGCUCUUGGCUCGCGGUCUACGCACCUUCGCUGCUCCCGGCUCGCAGCUGGCUAUAGACAGUAGUGACGUGCCCAUGGCGGAUGAUGCACCGUCUGAACACGACAGUGCCGGAUCUGUGGUUGAUAGGUCCAGUAACGAUGGCGAACGUACGGGCUCGCCAACCGCAACCGGGGCUCGCACACCUGAGCAUGAUCGCACGUCGGACCCGUUGGACGAACUGCCUCCGGUUGGCGCUGAUGACGAUGAGCUGGACGAGGAUUACGUUGACGAGAAGGAGCGACGGGUACAGGAGGACGAAAGAGUUGCACGACUGAUCCAAGAAGCUGAGGAGGCCGCUGCUCGACCGACUGAAGCCAACUUGAAGCGCGCGUCCCAGGCGCUUCGAAGUGGUGCUAACCGUAAGGAGUCUACAUUGAAACUCAUGCAAAUGCUGUCCGUUUCCCUUGCAGACAUCGAGCAGCGAGCCAACGCGCUCUACAUGAGCACCCAAGCCCUGGUUGAUCUGGCGCACGACGCACAAGAUAAAGUCUUUGUGAAAGACGAAUUCGAUGACGCAAGCGCAGAGGGCAAGCUCUCGCUCACCGUCAGCAAGCCCGACUUUGAGCGAAUGAUGGUUGUGGGUCAGUUCAACCUGGGGUUCAUUGUAGCUGUGCGGUCCGCUCAGGACGAAGAAGAACAGGAUGAGCUCUUCAUCAUUGAUCAGCAUGCAGCCGACGAAAAGUACAACUAUGAGCGUCUGCAGCGAACUGUGACUUUGCAGAGCCAACGGCUUGUCCGGCCGAAACUGCUGGAGUUGACCGCCAUUGAGGAAGAGAUCAUUCUGAACCACUCCGCUGCGCUAAAAAGCAAUGGUUUUGAGAUCGAGGUCAGCUCAUCAACUGACGAUGACGAUGAGUCUACGAACCGACACUGCCGCCUCCUCACACUCCCAAUCAGCGGCGAGAAGACAUUUGACGUGUCUGAUCUCGAAGAACUCCUUCAUCUACUGAGCGAGGCACCACCGGGAAGUUCCGAGAUACUGCGGCCGAAGAAGGUGCAACGCAUGCUUGCCAUGCGUGCUUGCAGAAGCAGUAUUAUGAUUGGCAAGACGCUGAUGCACAGGCAGAUGGUGAAGGUGGUGAGGCACAUGGGAGAGAUGGAAAAGCCGUGGAAUUGCCCGCACGGCAGGCCGACGAUGAGACAUUUGGCCAGCUUGGGUGCAUGGCAAAGCUGGCAGGAAGGCGAUGUCGUGGAUCGCAACGAGGAAAUGACCCGCCCAUCGCGGUUGGGGAGGGACACGGAUUGGAAGGCGUGGCUGUCGAAGCGCAAGUGAUAUAUUGCCAGGCCUGCCCGUUGUGGGCUGUUAGCGCUGUGAUACUAAAUACACGGUUAAUCUGAUCUUUCCAUAUACUCUGCUUGUCCGCCAGCAUUGUCCAUGCCACACCGCGCCGGAGUCCAGACAGUCAUGGGUUUAUGUCGUAGUGCAAUACGAUAUCGCUUCCACGAGGUAACGUUCAUAAAGUCGUCCCUG
Baudoinia panamericana UAMH 10762 is the source of this 3620-nucleotide messenger RNA. RefSeq lists its product as uncharacterized. Gene Ontology annotation, cellular component: MutLalpha complex. Lineage: Eukaryota; Fungi; Ascomycota; Dothideomycetes; Mycosphaerellales; Teratosphaeriaceae. The coding region runs from base 30 to 3422 and encodes 1130 amino acids. The transcript has a single exon. Gene Ontology annotation, molecular function: ATP-dependent DNA damage sensor activity; mismatched DNA binding; ATP hydrolysis activity. Gene Ontology annotation, biological process: mismatch repair. The record is from RefSeq and is a predicted model, not a curated record.